Vigna umbellata (rice bean) is the source of this 1101-nucleotide messenger RNA. Lineage: Eukaryota; Viridiplantae; Streptophyta; Magnoliopsida; Fabales; Fabaceae. The record is from RefSeq and is a predicted model, not a curated record.
UAUGUGUUUCAUAGGUAGAUUCUGAUGGUGAGAGUUUUGAGCUUCCUGGGUUGCCCCACAAGUUGGAGAUGACACGCUCGCAGUUACCGGAUUGGCUCAGAGCACCAAAGCCCUAUACCUAUUUAAAGAAGAUGAUUAAAGAAUCAGAGAAAAAGAGCUACGGGUCACUGUUCAAGAGCUUUUACGAGUUUGAGGGAGCUUACGAGGAGCAUUACAAGAGGGUCAUGGGUACUAAGAGUUGGAGUAUAGGACCAGUUUCGUUGUGGGAGAACCAAGAAGAGUUGGACAAGGCUGGUAGAGGGCAUGCAAAAGAAGGAGAAGGAAAAAGAACAGACGAAGAGUUGAUGAGAUGGCUUGAUUCGAAGAAAGAGAACUAUGUUUUGUAUGUGAGUUUUGGGAGCAUGAACAAGUUCCCUACUGCACAGCUUGUUGAAAUAGCCCACGCACUUGAAGAUUGUGGACAUGAUUUCAUAUGGGUGGUUAGGAAAAACGACGAUGAUGGGGAUAGGGGUUUCCUGGAGGAAUUUGAAAAGAGGGUGCAAGAAAGCAACAAAGGAUAUCUGAUAUGGGGUUGGGCACCACAGCUUGCUAUACUAGACCAUCCUGCUACUGGGGCAGUGGUGACUCACUGUGGGAUGAACACUGUGUUUGAAAGUGUGAUUGCAGGAUUGCCAUUGGUGGCUUGGCCUAUAUUUUCGGAGCAGUUUUUCAAUGAGAAGUUGGUGGUGGAUGUGUUGAAAAUUGGAGUUUCGGCUGGAGCAAAAGAAUGGCGAAACUUGAAUGAUUUUGGGAGUGAAACAGUGAAGAGGGAGGAGAUUCGAAAAGCAAUUGUUUUGGUGAUGGGUGGAGAAGAGUGUGUAGAAAUGAGGAAGAGAGUGAAAGUGUUGAGUGAUGAAGCAAAGAAAGCGAUUCAGAGUGGUGGCACUUCUCAUAACAAUUUGAAAGAGCUUAUUGAAGAGCUCAAAUCAGUCAAACUUCAAAAGGGUAUAUAAUAAUACCACUCAAAAGCUUCGAAAGCCGUGUGGAAGAUGUUAGAUCGUGAGAGUUAUCAGCUUUUAUUUAUUGUUAAUGUAUCGUUAGUGCUGUUACCAUCUAUGAUCA